CAGUAUUCAUUGGUCAUACACGCGUGACGUCACAACUUGACAUGGCGGCGCUAUUGCCAUUUCCUGUCGCAUGAGGAGAGGCUCUAGAAAUUUGUGUCAACUCUUGAGGAAUUGACUUGCCGAAUGAUUGGUGUUUUAUGGGUCUGACAGAUGAACUUUAACCUUUUGUGAGGUUUGACAGAUACACCUUUAUGUACAUUACUCAGCAAGACUUAAACAAUACGAAAGAUUGAGAAUGUUCCUGUGACAUUUACCUGCUCUGUGUCAAAGCUAGAAUGUCUGGAACUUCAGACGUAUUGCACCAUCUUGUGAGCAGAAAAAGAGACGUGCACCAAAGGAUUGGAUGUGAUUGAGCCUAGGUGAAAAAGAUUCCAUCAGUAUGUCUCACAUUGCAGAGGAUGUGUUCAUCUACCAGGCGCGGCAGCAGUUUUGCCCCACCCCCACCGAGCAACAGCAGCACUGUAUUCCCAUCGACCCAGGGGAUAGGCUAGAAGUAAGCACAGACAGCGCCGGAGACAUGACUUCCAUCGAGGAGCCACAGGGCUGGGUCAUGGGGUGUAACCGCACCAAAAACCUCACUGGCUACUUCCCAGGCAGCAUGUUGAAAUAUGUUGGGCGGGACACAAGCUUCAAUGGGCCACAGAACUGUAACAGAUCACAGAGCGACAACGACGACUCGGGCUACGCAGGCACACCUGGAGGAGGUGCUCCCAAAAGGCCCCACAGGCUGAUAGAGACCCAUGUAGUCAAGCCCGUUCUGUGCUUUCAUUGUAAUGACUACAUCUGGGGGUCAGGGCCUGUUGGAAUGAAGUGUGAAGUGUGUGGUAAAUGCUGCCAUAACAUAUGCUCCACAGUUUCCAGUAACCAGUGUGGUCGACGGGUGGGGGUUACCACAGAACCCUAUCUGCCUGUAGAGAAGUGGUCUGUGAACAAUGUAUUGGAAUGGAUGGCCGCGCUUAACCUCUAUCGCUAUGCUGAUCUCUUCAAGACACAGAACAUCAAUGGAGCAGAGCUUCAAAAGAUGACAGAGGAGAGACUUCGGCAUAUGGGUAUUGAAGAUGACUUCCAUCUGAAAUCAAUCCUAGUGUGUAUAGAUGAGUUGUGUGGACAAAAUCCAGAAAAUAGACCCUAUUCAACAUGUCUUCCACCACCAGGCCAGUGUAUAGACCCAAUGGAAGGAACCUGUGGUCCGACCAACCAUAAUUUUGUAGAGUACAGUUUUUCAUCGCUACAGCGUUGCCACUUGUGUGAUAAGUUCUUGUAUGGCCUCAUGAGACAAGGUUUACAGUGCAGGGAAUGUGGGCUCUGUUGCCACAGAGUAUGUUCAACAACAAAACCAGCAGAUUGCAGCUUCCCGAAAUUCGAAAGACUGCGGCGUUCAAGCUUCUCUCAAAAUGCUGUUUUCGGCAUGGAAUUGUCAGAAAGCUUGUCAGCAUCCAACCAGGAGGCUCCUGUCGUUAUUCAGAAGUGUGUGGAACAAAUCGAAUCCUGGUGCUCAGAACACACUGCGGACGCCUUCAACAUCUAUCGCUUCUCAGCUCCAACCGAAGCCAUAAACCAGAUCAAGGCUGCCUUCAACCAGAGUGAUCCAGCAGAGCUUGAUCUCAGUGCAUAUGAAGUCCAUCAUAUAGGGGGCGCUCUUAAACGUUAUCUCAGAGAGUUGCCAAACCCAGUUAUCCCAGUGGAAUUCUAUGAACAGUUGAUAGAGGCAGCAAGACGGAAAAACGAGACCGGUAUUGUGGAAAUCUGUAACAAACUCCCAACAGCACACAGAAAAACUCUGCUGUUCCUCAUUGACCAUUUUGUUCGCUUGUGGCGCAUGUGGUACCAAAAUCACCGUGACAACCAAGCCGAAGCGUACAAGCUCGACAGGCUUUCGCAUGUAUUUUGUCAUAUCCUUCUCCGGCCACCAUGGGAGAACAUCAUUGAUAUAAUCAACAAUACCCAACUCCAGGUGGACAUUUUUGAGGCUUUGAUGAAAAGAAGUUUUAGCAGUGAGAAACCUCCACCUCCGCCAAGGCAACCUCCUGCAGGGCGACCAACUGACCACUUUGCUGACUCGCCCCUGCCAAAUUCUGCACCCACCCCCUCAGGUACCAGAUUAGAAGACUGUGAUUGGUACUGGGGUGAUAUCAGCAGGGAAGAAGUCAAUGAGCGGUUGAAAGAUCAACCUGACGGGACAUUUUUAGUACGGGACGCUUCAACUAAGACAGACUACACCCUGACGUUAAGGAAAGGAGGCAGUAACAAAUUGAUCAGGAUUUUCCACCAUAACGGAAAAUACGGUUUCGUGGAGCCUUACACAUUCAACUCAGUGGUGGAGCUAGUGGAGUACUACAGACAUAAUUCGCUGGCCAUCUACAACCGCACAUUAGACAUCAAACUAGAGUUCCCAGUGAGAAGGAAAAUACCGCCCCCUAGUGGUGUAGAUCCGCCAGACGUGAAGGAGAUGUUGAGUAAACUAAAGGAGAUGAACCAGCUGUACUUACAGAGGAGUGUGGAGUACGAUCGGCUAUACGACCACCACUCGAAAACCGCUCAGGAGUUACAACUGAAGCACCAGGCCCUGGAUGCGUUCAAGGAGACGGUGGCAGUGUUUGAGGAUCAGAUCUUGCUGCACGAGAAAUCACACAGAGAUGCGUUUCCUAAUGAAAUACAAAAGUUACACGAAAAUUUUGAACUCCUGAAAACUAGGCUGAUGACUAUUUGCGAGAGUCGAGAGGCAUUGGAAUUGGAAAUCCAAAAACAGUCCACAAAUCGACAGUUUAUAAGUGAAAUGAAUAGCACAAAACCAGAAAUCAAGCGGUUAUAUAGGGAGAGAGAAAGAUACAAGAAAAUGCUUUUGGAUAAUGGCUAUUCACAAGAUCUUCUGGAAGAAAUAUUAGAAGGAAAGAGCACUGAGGAAAGCCCUCACUGGUUGCCGCAUGAAGACUCGCGGACGUGGUUAGUAGAGUGCGAUCGUAAUACUGCUGAGAUGAAGCUGAUGGGACAGAAAGAUGGAACGUUCCUGAUCAGGCCCAGGGAUGGUGACCAUGUUUUAUCUAUUGUGGUACGGGGGCAGGUAGGACACUGUAAGAUCUACAAGCGAGAGACGGGCUAUGGGUUUGCAGACCCAUACUUCAUACACAGAUCAUUGGUUGACCUUGUCGUUCACUACAGUCAAACCUCGCUGGCAGAACACAACGAGAGCCUUGACCUGAAGCUAAGCUACCCUGUCAAUUAUUAUGCGCAGGAUGACAACAUCUACACUCGCAUGCAGCAUUGAUGAGCCAACAGCCUGGAGGUUUUCAAACACAAUGUCUGAACCACACAAGAUUAGUAGGUUGACCAGUUCCAGGGUGAGUGAAUAGGGCUGAGUCACGUUGUUCAGGGGCAUGCAACUUGUUAGCGGCUGGUGUGUGUGGUCAGAGUACAACUUACAGCCAGCUGGCCUGCUCGGCAGAAUAGAGCUUACAGCCAGUUAGCCUUCUCGGCAGAAUACAGCUUACAGCCAGUUGGCCUCCUCGGCAGAAUACAGCUUACAUCCAGUUGGCCUUAUCAGUAGAAUAUAGCUUGCAUCCAGUUGGCCUGCUUGGCAGAAUACAGCUUAGUCAGUUGGCCUUCACAGCAGAAUACAGCUUACAGCCAGUUGGCCUCCUCGGCAGAAUACAGCUUACAGCCAGUUGGCCUCCUCGGCAGAAUACAAGUUACAGCCAGCUUGCCUGCUCUGCAAAAUACAGAUUUCAGCCAGUUGGCCUCUUUGACAGAAUACAAGUUACAGCCAGUUGGAAAGUGGUUCUAAUGCUGAAGACCCCAAGGACAGCUGGACUUGGUUCCUGGUAGACGUGGCUUCAAACAGAUCGUGACAGACAAGUCCACUGUUGAAGAGCCUUCUAGCCACUAGAUUGUAAGUCUGUACGCACAGCAUUCAAACCUAACUGGUAGAAACGUCUACCGUAGACUGUCUUCAGAUGCUGGCAGACAUAUUUUACCACAUGUUGCUCAUUUGAACACUACCAAAUUUUAUAGUAUAUGACUAUAUGUAUACUAUAUUGUCUUGUGAUAUCAUCAUAUUGACUGAGACGUUCACUUAGGUGACUCGUGAAGUGUUCAAAUAAAAACGUUGUUUCCAAAUUAAACACUGCGUCCAAUCAAGACUGUGCUUUAAUAAUACAGAAGAAAAGGAAAUCUUAGCUGAUGUUGUGAGGACAGCAUCACUAUGGUGAUAUCAAGUCAGUGCCAGAUUCUUUUUAAGCAAGUGCAAUUGUCAUAUAUGUAAAUAGCUUCAUUUGUGGAUAGACUUGACUAAGAACCUACAGUUGUACAGGUUAUAUGUACAAAUGUUAAAGAAACUGUAGAUAUGGUUCAUUGCGAUGUCUGAAUAGUUAAAGCUGAAGGAUUGAUAGAGCUGGAAUGCUCCAUUCCCCCCUUUUUUCUUUUUUUUUUUU
Liolophura sinensis is the source of this 4427-nucleotide messenger RNA. RefSeq names its product phosphatidylinositol 3-kinase regulatory subunit alpha-like. Gene Ontology annotation, biological process: signal transduction; regulation of GTPase activity. Gene Ontology annotation, molecular function: GTPase activator activity; protein binding. Lineage: Eukaryota; Metazoa; Mollusca; Polyplacophora; Chitonida; Chitonidae. The record is from RefSeq and is a predicted model, not a curated record.